Molecule: messenger RNA, 411 nt
Organism: Blastocystis hominis
Lineage: Eukaryota; Bigyra; Opalinata; Blastocystidae
Exons: 2
Coding region: 1-411 (136 amino acids)
Biological process (GO): peptide catabolic process
Cellular component (GO): mitochondrion; cytosol
Molecular function (GO): metal ion binding; metalloendopeptidase activity
Source: RefSeq, a predicted model, not a curated record
AUGAGCGUCAAUGCAGGAAGUCUGAAUGAUCCCAGCGAUAUUCCUGGUCUGGCACACUUUGUUGAGCAUUUGUUGUUUAUGGGUACUGAAACGCAUCCAGAAGAAAAUGCAUACAAUCGCUUUCUAUCACAGAAUAACGGUGCAUCGAAUGCCUACACCUCCUCAGAGUUUACAGACUUUUUCUUUACUGUAGCUAACGAUGCUGCAUUUGAAGCGAUCGAACUAUUUUCCGGAUUCUUUACAUGUCCUCUGUUUCUGGAAGGAUGUGUCCAGCGUGAGAUUCAAGCUGUUGAUAAUGAGCACUCAAAGAAUCUCCAGAGCGAUAUUUGGAGAUUCCAGCAAUUGCUGAGGUAUUUGGGAAGAGAAGACCAUCCUUACAAUCACUUUUGUAGCUUUUCUUGCGUGCUAUAA